CAGUCCUGUAAAACGCACACGUGACUGGUUUGUGCCUCGUCAGCCACCGUACCUACGAACCAGUAUGGCGGUCUGAGAGUUGUCACAGUUGUUUUGAUGUGUAAAUAAGACAAUUAUCCAUUUAUAAAACGUCCCUUUCCUCACAAUUCGCAUUUAUCCGAACCAAUAACAACAUCGCGACCCAGACCAUCAUGCCGUCCGCCUGCGACUCUUUGAUUGAAGACAUUGAGGACAUGGUGUCCUCUAGCGACCCUACUCCUCACGAGAGACAGUUUGCUAGAAAGAGUAUCAUGCCGAGGUCCAGGAAGAAAAAAGAGCUUGUGAGCGACGAGGAGCUGCAAGCUGACAGUUUGAUCCCUGGCACCCAAAAAAUCUGGAUGAAAACGUGGGGCUGCAGUCACAACAACUCAGAUGGAGAGUACAUGGCCGGACAGCUAGCUGCAAGCGGAUACAAGAUGACUGAUGACCCAACAGACGCAGACCUGUGGGUGCUCAACAGCUGCACUGUGAAAAACCCUGCAGAGGACCACUUCAGAAACUCAAUCAAAAAAGCCCAGGAACAGCAGAAAAAGGUGGUAGUAGCAGGUUGUGUUCCCCAGGCGCAGCCACGGAUGGACUACCUCAAAGGACUCAGCAUCAUUGGGGUCCAACAGAUUGAUCGAGUGGUGGAAGUAGUGGACGAGGCCGUUAAAGGCCACUCGGUUCGUCUGUUGGGUCAGAAGAAAGACGGAGGCCGGAGGCUCGGCGGAGCUCGACUGGACCUGCCCAAGAUCAGGAAGAACCCUCUCAUUGAAAUCAUCUCCAUUAACACCGGGUGUCUGAAUGCGUGUACCUACUGUAAGACUAAGCAUGCCAGAGGAGACCUGGCCAGCUAUCCCAUCGAGGAGCUCGUGGAGAGAGCCAGGCAGUCUUUCCAGGAGGGAGUGUGUGAGAUAUGGUUGACCAGUGAAGACACGGGAGCUUAUGGUAGAGACAUAGGGACAGACCUGCCCACACUGCUGUGGAGAUUGGUGGAGGAGAUUCCUGAAGGAGCCAUGCUGAGGCUGGGUAUGACCAACCCACCGUAUAUCCUGGAGCACCUAGAGGAGAUGGCUAAGAUAUUGAAUCAUCCACGCGUCUAUGCCUUCCUUCAUGUUCCCGUGCAGUCGGCCUCAGACAGCGUCCUGAUGGACAUGAAGCGAGAGUAUUGCAUCGACGACUUCAAAAAAGUGGUGGACUUCCUCAAAGAGAGGGUCCCAGGUGUAACCAUUGCCACAGAUUUAAUCUGCGGUUUUCCUGGUGAGACGACGGAAGACUUCCAAGAGACAGUAGACUUGGUGAAACUUUACCGAUUCCCCAGUCUCUUCAUCAACCAGUUCUACCCAAGACCCGGUACACCUGCCGCCAAGAUGGAGCAAGUGCCAGCACAUAUGAAGAAGCAGAGGACUAAAGAGCUGUCACAACUCUUCCACUCUUACAACCCCUACGACCACAAGGUAGGAGAGAGGCAACAUGUGUUGGUGACAGAGGAGUCGUUUGAUGCCCAAUACUACGUGUCUCACAACAAGUUCUACGAACAGGUGCUGGUGCCUAUGAGGGCUGAGUUCAAAGGGAAGAUGAUUGAGGUGGACAUCUACGAGGCAGGGAAACACUUCCUGAAAGGCCGACUAGUAGAAGACAGUAAACCCUUCACUCCCUCCAUUGCUGCACCACUUCAGAAAGGAGAGGUGUCUGGCAUGAUGCAGGAACAGAUGGCCAACGGCGUGCAAGGUCCUGCUUCUUCUAUGCCUUCUUCAUCUGUUUUGUUGAUCGGCUCUUACAGUCUGGACAGGGAAGUACUGAAGACGCUGGGAAUCGGGCUCACUCUGGCCGCAGCCAUUUUGGCCUUCAUCGUAGAGAAACUGUACUGAUUGAUGCAGCAACUGCAAACUAGAAGAACAUCGUGAAGAAGGGGGAGGACAGUGACAUCAUCGGAGCUUAAACAGUGAGUUUCACUGUCUCCUUAGAUACCCUGAAGCAUACUCCACAUGUUCUUAUUCAAUUUUGAAUGAACCCAAAGAAAAAAAGUCAGUGACACCUACGCAGUUAAGGAUUAUAUGAAUCUUCUGUGAGAUUUCUCUUGUUUUAGUACAGUUAGAUUUUUAAUUAAAGGGCAUAGUUUACCACUGUGCAGUCAUUAUACUCAAUUUGCUCCAAACAGAGUGAUGUCAGUGUCUACUUCUGUCAUUGAAGGAGGAAUAACCACAUGGGCAGUGACAGGUCCGCAGGCACAGACACGUUUUAUAAAAGUCACCCUAGUUACUCUAUUUUAAUUAGACUCUAUUUCAAGUACAUAUUCUGUUUCAUAUUUCUGUUUCAUUCUAAGGGUUGAACAUUAGGCCGUUUCAGGAAAAAUGCUACGCUUUGUCUAUUGUUCACUGACGGCUGCAGUCUGACAUUGUCCAUAAACUGGUACAUUUGUGUUUUGAAUCAUGUUUUUUGGGUCUACGGUAUGUAGCUGUUUCACAGAUAAAUUAAGCACAAUUCAACCCAUUGAUGCUGAUGGAAUACAUAUUCUGGUCGUCUCUACCAGAACAAAGUCUGGAGUAUGAUGAAACUGUCAGUCACUUUUCAGCUCGUUGAGUUGCCGAGUGAUUCUCAGUGAAUUAUCCAGCAUAUUUUUUUAGAAGUACUGAACCAUGUAGAUUUAAAAAAACAUUGUGUGUUGCCCAUCCUUGUUUUGAUGGAUUGAAUUGUGCUUGCUUUACAGUACGUGUUAUUUUAUCCUGUGGAAAGGAGUGUGUGUAUAAUACUCUGGUUAAAGAUCAUUUGUAACUUUCAUUUCAAAGUAUUUAUUUUUGAAUUAGAGACAUGGACAGUAUAUUUUUCAGAUCUACUCAACAAACUUCUGUUUUUGAAGAUGUUUUAAUAUGUUGUGCUUUUGUUUAAUUGGUUUUGUUUGUUUCAUUUUAUGGUUUUUUUUGCAUCAUACGUCAAAAUCAAAUGGAAUUAAUGUACGUUUUACCUUAUCUGAUUAGUUAUAACAUAAUUAUUUCCACCCCAAUACAAUGAAGGAGAAUGGAGAGGGGGAAAAUGUAUCCAAAACGAGCAGCUUUGCCGGACACCACUUGAGGUGAAUGAGACUUUUUUCCCCCUUUUUUUUUGUAAUUCAGGUGAACUGACCCUGUAAUACAAGUACUCUGUUACUAUGUGGGCUACUUGUGGUGUAUAUACAUCGUCAUUAUUGAGACAGAUGUUUUUGUUUUUCUUGAAAACAGUUUAAUAAAAGGAAAAAAUGCAA
Sebastes umbrosus (honeycomb rockfish) is the source of this 3259-nucleotide messenger RNA. RefSeq names its product CDK5 regulatory subunit associated protein 1-like 1 (gene cdkal1). Lineage: Eukaryota; Metazoa; Chordata; Actinopteri; Perciformes; Sebastidae. Gene Ontology annotation, molecular function: 4 iron, 4 sulfur cluster binding; tRNA (N(6)-L-threonylcarbamoyladenosine(37)-C(2))-methylthiotransferase activity. The transcript has 15 exons. Gene Ontology annotation, cellular component: endoplasmic reticulum. The record is from RefSeq and is a predicted model, not a curated record. Gene Ontology annotation, biological process: tRNA methylthiolation. Bases 192 to 1889 code for a protein of 565 amino acids.